Molecule: messenger RNA, 2358 nt
Organism: Gymnodraco acuticeps
Lineage: Eukaryota; Metazoa; Chordata; Actinopteri; Perciformes; Bathydraconidae
Gene: exd1
Product: exonuclease 3'-5' domain containing 1
Exons: 11
Coding region: 307-1989 (560 amino acids)
Biological process (GO): nucleobase-containing compound metabolic process
Molecular function (GO): nucleic acid binding; 3'-5' exonuclease activity
Source: RefSeq, a predicted model, not a curated record
UUUGGUAUGUUGCCGUGUAAUAACUCCAGCAAGGCGGUCAUUAUUGAAGAAAAUAAUAAUAAUGAAGAGUCAGGAAGUCGAUGUUGAAAUUACCGUGAAGCUUUUGAACGCAGCAUUGACCUCUGAGGUCAGAGGUCGCUCACCGCCUCGUGAAUGUAACGUUAGCUCUGCAGGCUAGCUAGCUUAGUAAAGUAAAAUCACAAGCUGUUGCUAGCUGGCCGAUGUAACAUCGUCGACAGCUGUAUUUCUUAAAUAGCAGCUUUCUUUUUUGUAACUGCUUAAAACAAUUCAUAACCUAACUUCAAAAUGGUUAUUGACGACACCAAGCUGCUUAAUAUCCUGAAGGGAAAACGGAUCAAACUGACCCUCAGGAACUCAUCGUACCUCGGCAUCGUGCAACGCAUAAACGCCAACAAAACGUUGAUUUUGGCCGACGUUUGUGGCAGUAAUGGCUGUAAACUCCCUGGCUCUAAAAUGUUCUUCGGCCAUGAGAUCCUGAAUGUGGAAUUUACCAAUGGAGCCAACACUGGCAGCAGCAAUGUCUGUGAGUCCAGCCUUGAAGACCAUUUGAAUGUGGAAAAGUUUCAACCAUACAGGAAGACAAUCACAUUGGAUGAUGAAGAUGAAGGGGAGUUUAUAAACUUUGUCAUCAUAGAUGAGUUUCAAGAAAAGUUUGUGUCUGCUGUGAUGGACAUCAAGAAGCAGCGUGUGAUAGGUGUGGGAGCUGAUGGAGUCGAGGUAUUUGACCACGGGAGACUGUGUUGGCUGCAGAUUGCCACUAAAAACAAGGUGUACCUAUUCGAUAUCUUGCUACUUGGACCUCGGGCCUUUAAGAACGGUCUUUCCAUGAUCCUGGAAAAUAAGCACAUGCUGAAGGUCAUUCAUGAUUGCAGAGCCCUUGCUGGAUGUCUGAUUGCUCAGUUUGGGGUAAAGCUGACCAACGUAUUUGAUACGCAGGUAGCAGAUGUCAUGUGCUUCUACUCCAACACUGGAGGUUUUCUCCCGGACAGAGUCAGCACUCUGCAGCAGGUGGUUAGUCUCCACCUGAAGGUGCCGUCCUCCCAGCUCCUGUCCCUUCAGAUGAAGUCACAGCUCACAAAGGAAGAAAGGGAGAUGUGGUACAAGCGGCCCUGUCCUGUUCCCCUGCUGAAGGUCAUGGCUCUGUCAGUGAUCCACCUCCAGCCUCUCAGACUGGUGCUGCUGGAUACUUUCAUGACGGACUACAUUACCCUGGUGGAUUCAUACCUGUGCAGCAGCCAAUACGAACCUGGUGAAUUGGAGCAUGUCAGCAUGGAGAGUGUGUUGGAGCUGCCUAGAGAGCUCAGACAGCUAGAGCAAAUGCAUAUCGAGCGACAGAAGUGGGCUGCCGACCGUUUCCCCACCACAGAGCAAGGACUGCUGGCUCGCUUCAACCCUCGGACUCAGUCUCCAUCCCAGACCUCCCCUGCAGCGGAGGAGCACGGGCACAAACAGGCAGAGUCCUUUGAACCUGCAGCUGAUGAGUCACCUCCACAAGCUGAUCCUCCCCUUCUCGAGCCACCAAAGAGCCCUCAGAGAGUCGCCAGUGUUUCUCCUGACACAGCACCUCAGGCUCCAUCCCAGACCUCCCCUGCAGCGGAGGAGCACGGGCACAGACAGGCAGAGUCCUUUGAACCUGCAGCUGAUGAGUCACCUCCACAAGCUGAUCCUCCCCUUCUCGAGCCACCAAAGAGCCCUCCCAGAGUCGCCAGUGUUUCCCCUGACACAGCACCUCAGGCUCCAGUCCCAGACCUCAGGAAACAAAUGUCUGUUAACAGUCCCCUGUCUCUCGGUGUAAGCAGAGGGUGCACAGAGGGGCCCAUGGACACAAUGGGUAGAGGAAUGACCUUUGGGAAGGAGCAGUCAUCCAUCCCAGCCUUACCUGCCAUGGGAAGAGGCUUCCUCCUCCAAAUCUCACAAGAUCAAGUUCCAUGUGUGUCGUUUCCUAAAGGGACCAGUAGAUGGCAGUAAAUAUUUGUUUCCGAGAUGUGUUUGAUGCCAGGUGAUUUGUUUGAUUGCCAAGCGCUCUAAUAAACAAAUGUGAUGCAUUGUGAAAAGUCUUUCGAAAAAAAGGCACUAAUAUUUAGUUGUUUGGAAGUUCAUUCAAACAUGUUUGUAUUGUUUGUGACUGAACGUUAGCCUGUCUGUUCCUUUUAUUUGUGUUGUGUUUCCUUUAGCCCCUAAAUCCUUCUCAGUUUAUUUUUGAAUGAAUGAUAAUUGAUUGCAUUCUUGACUUUAACAUCUAAAAAAUGUGUACAAGUCAAGUGUUAUUGUUUAUUUUUUGCAGAAAAUGACAACAAAUUGUAGCCUUGGCUUUUAUAAUUAAACCAUACGAGUGUA